GCCAGGCGUCUGGCGUGCGCCACCGUAGUAACUCUUCGAACUACACUUCCCGGCUUUCCCCCGUGCAGCCCGUGACACUCCUUGGAGCAAGAGCGCGGAGUUGGGUAUCUACUGCUGUGCCUCUCUUGCUCGGACCCGGCCCUGGACCCGGCCCCGGACUCCGACAAGGCUCCACCAUGGAGGAGGCGGACCGAAUCCUCAUCCAUUCCCUGCGCCAGGCUGGCACGGCAGUUCCACCAGAUGUGCAGACUCUGCGAGCCUUCACCACUGAGCUGGUUGUAGAAGCUGUGGUCCGUUGCCUGCGUGUGAUCAAUCCUACUGUGGGCUCUGGCCUCAGUCACCUGCUGCCUCUUGCUAUGUCUGCCCGGUUUCGCCUGGCCAUGAGCCUGGCUCAGGCCUGCAUGGACCUGGGCUAUCCAUUGGAGCUUGGCUAUCAGAACUUCCUCUACCCCAGUGAGCCUGACCUCCGGGACCUGCUUCUCUUCUUGGCUGAGCGUCUGCCCACGGAUGCCUCUGAGGAUGCAGACCAGCCUGCAGGUGACUCAGCUAUCCUUCUGCGGGCUAUUGGGAGCCAGAUCCGGGACCAACUGGCUCUGCCCUGGGUCCCACCCCUCCUUCGCACUCCCAAGCUGCAGCAGCUCCAGGGCUCCACCUCCCAGAAACCUUUCCACACUAGUAGGCUGGUCAUGCCAGAGUUGACUUCCAGAGGAGAAUCCCGGGAGUUCCAGGCCAGUCCCUUGCUACUGCCAGCCCCCACCCAGGUGUCCCAGCCUGCUGAGAGGGUAGCCUCACUCCUCGAACGCCACGCCGUCCAGCUUUGCCAGCACGCGGGCCGGGAGCGCCCUGGUGAUGAGGACUGGGUCCACCGGGCAGCCCGGCUCCCUGCCCAGGAGGACACCCGGGCACAGCGGCAGCGUCUGCACAAGAUUCUGGCUGAGCAGCUGCGCCAGACCUGGGAUCGGCUGGGGGCACCCCCUCCUGCCCGAGACCUGGGAGAGCUGCUGCAGGCCUGGGGUGCUGGGGCCAGGACUGAUGCUCCUAAGGGCUCCCGCUUCACGCAUUCAGAGAAGUUCACCUUCCAUCUGGAGCCCGAGGUGCAGGCACCCCAGGUGUCAGAUGUGCCAGCUCCCUCCCAGCGGCCUGAACUGGACAUGCGGGCCGCUCAAGAGCAGGAGCUGGAGUCCCUUCGGGAGCAGCUGGAGGGCGUAAACCACAAUAUUGAAGAGGUUGAGGCCGACAUGAAGACGCUGGGGAUCAGCCUCAUGCAGGUGGAGACUGAGCGUCGUCAGAGCGAGCUCAGCACGGCAGAGCACGAGCAGGCCCUGCGUCUGAAGAGCCGGGCGGUAGAGCUGCUGCCCGAUGGGGCUGCCAACCUCGCCAAACUACAGCUCGUGGUAGAGAGUAGUGCCCAGCGGGUCAUCCACUUGGCGGGUCAGUGGGAAAAGCACCGGGUCCCACUCCUUGCUGAGUACCGCCACCUUCGGAAGCUCCAGGAUUGCAGAGAGCUGGAAUCUUCUCGACGGCUGGCAGAGAUCCAAGAGCUGCACCAGAGCGUCCGGGCAGCUGCUGAAGAGGCUCGCAGGAAGGAGGAGGUCUACAAGCAGUUGGUGUCAGAGCUUGAGACCCUGCCCAGAGAUGUGUCCCGGCUGGCCUAUACCCAGCGCAUCCUGGAGAUUGUGGGCAACAUCCGGAAGCAGAAGGAAGAGAUCACUAAGAUCUUGUCUGACACAAAGGAACUUCAGAAGGAAAUCAAUUCCCUGUCUGGAAAGCUGGACCGGACAUUUGCAGUGACUGAUGAACUCGUGUUCAAGGAUGCCAAGAAGGAUGAUGCUGUUCGGAAGGCCUACAAGUAUCUAGCUGCCUUGCAUGAGAACUGUAGUCAGCUCAUCCAGACCAUUGAGGACACAGGCACCAUCAUGCGGGAGGUUCGGGACUUGGAGGAGCAGAUUGAGACGGAGAUGGGCAAGAAGACCCUCAGCAAUCUGGAGAAGAUCCAAGAGGACUACCGAGCCCUUCGCCAGGAGAAUGCUGGCCUCCUGGGGCGGGUCCGUGAGGCCUGAGGACUCCCCAGCAGAGGUCUCUCCCCGGCCUUAGGCAGGAAUUUGGGGUGUUGAAGACACUAGCCAACGCUUGCCGUAACCAUUCCCUCGUUUGCUGUCCAGUUUUGCCUCCUGUGGCCUUAGACCCGGACCCCUGCCCACCUGCCCACAACCCUUCUCUGGGGUGACCGUCCAGAGUGUGGGAACUUGGAUGUAGUUUAUUGGGGAGGGCAAUGGGGAUUGGGGCUUUGGAUCCCAAAUAAAUGAGGGCUCUGUAUGCAGUCUAA
Messenger RNA from Condylura cristata (star-nosed mole), 2326 nucleotides. It is a transcript of the gene CCDC22, whose product is annotated as coiled-coil domain containing 22. The record is from RefSeq and is a predicted model, not a curated record. The transcript has 17 exons. NCBI's taxonomy places the organism in Eukaryota, Metazoa, Chordata, Mammalia, Eulipotyphla, Talpidae. Gene Ontology annotation, molecular function: cullin family protein binding. Bases 177 to 2060 code for a protein of 627 amino acids. Gene Ontology annotation, biological process: positive regulation of ubiquitin-dependent protein catabolic process.